UCCAGCAGUCAAUCACUCCAAAAUUCCCUACAACAACUUCUCUCUUUCUUUCUCUCCCUCCAUCCAUCUUCAUAAAAUCAAUCUUCAUACAAGCUUGAGUUGAGUUUCUUUCAGGAAUGGAAAUGGAUAUAUUCCCAUAUAAUCUUCAUUUAAGUGGCUCCCCCAAGAAGAAAGAUUCCCAGAAAAACCAGCCCUCAACAACACAAACUCCUUCUCCUCAUCAUCAUCAACACCAUGAAGAAGAAGAUGAAUCUCUCAAUUUACGAAACCUCUCCAAAGUUAUUCUUCCUCCUUUAGGCGUUUCGAGCUUCAACCAGUACCAGACUCACUCCAAAUGGAUCGUCGUGCCCAUGGAUUCGAGAUACCGGGGGUGGGAGUCAUUUAUGGUGGUUUUGGUGGCAUAUUCAGCAUGGGUUUAUCCCUUUGAAGUAGCAUUUCUAAACUCUUCACCAAACAAGAAACUCUACAUUGCAGACAACAUUGUUGAUCUAUUUUUCGCCAUUGAUAUCGUCUUGACAUUUUUCGUUGCUUACAUUGAUCCAAGAACUCAACUCCUCGUUCGUCACCCUAAGAAAAUUGCUAUGAGGUACAUUUCAACAUGGUUCUUAAUGGAUGUGGCAUCAACCAUUCCAUUUGAGGCACUAGGCUACUUGAUCACCGGAAAAGAAAAGGUGGGUCUAUCUUACUCGCUCCUAGGAAUCCUUCGGUUCUGGCGACUCCGACGGGUGAAGCAACUCUUCACCAGACUUGAGAAAGACAUCAGGUUCAGCUAUUUCUGGGUCAGAUGUGCUAGACUACUAUCUGUGACAUUAUUUCUAGUCCAUUGUGCUGGAUGCCUCUACUAUUUGCUAGCUGAUAGAUAUCCACAUCCAGGAAAGACAUGGAUAGGAGCAUGGAACCCUAAUUACAGAGAAACAAGCCUCUGGAUCAGAUACAUUUCAGCCAUAUAUUGGUCCAUCACCACCAUGACCACAGUUGGUUAUGGUGAUCUCCAUGCUGUCAACACUGUUGAAAUGAUCUUCAUCAUCUUCUACAUGCUCUUCAACCUUGGCCUAACUGCUUACUUAAUCGGCAACAUGACAAAUUUAGUCGUCGAAGGAACUCGUCGCACAAUGGAAUUCAGGAAUAGUAUCGAAGCAGCAUCAAAUUUCGUUUCAAGAAAUCGGUUACCUCCAAGAUUGAAGGUUCAGAUAUUGGCUUAUAUGUGUUUAAGGUUCAAGGCUGAGAACUUGAAUCAACAUCAACUAAUUGAACAACUUCCAAAAUCAAUAUGCAAAAGCAUUUGCCAGCAUUUAUUUUUUCCUACUGUGGAAAAAGUCUAUUUUUUCAAGGGUGUUUCCAGGGAGAUACUCCUGCUCCUGGUUGCAAAGAUGAAAGCGGAGUACAUUCCGCCAAGAGAAGAUGUGAUAAUGCAAAAUGAAGCACCGGAUGAUGUGUACAUAAUUGUUUCAGGAGAAGUUGAGAUAAUUGAUUGUGAAAUGGAGAAGGAGAUUUUUGUUGGGACUCUUCAAACGGGUGACAUGUUUGGGGAAGUUGGUGCACUUUGUUGCAGGCCACAAAAUUUUACUUAUAGAACAAAGACACUUUCUCAACUCUUGAGGCUCAAAACCAAUGCAUUGAUUGAAGCAAUGCAAAGCAAACAAGACGAUAAUGUUGCCAUUCUUAGAAACUUCCUGCAGCAUCACAAGAAGCUGACGGAUUUGAAUAUAGGGGAGUUAUUGGUGGAGGGAGGUGGAGAAGAAGAUGGAGAUCCAAAUAUGUCAUUCAAUCUGCUAACAGUUGCUAGUACAGGCAAUGCUGCUUUCCUUGAUGAGCUUCUCAAGGCAAGAUUGGAUCCUGAUAUUGGAGACUCCAAAGGAAGAACCCCAUUGCACAUAGCAGCAGCCAAAGGGCAUGAAGAGUGUGUUUUAGUUCUCCUGAAGCAUGCCUGCAACAUACACUUACGAGAUAUAAAUGGAAACACUGCAUUGUGGGAAGCUAUAUCAUCAAAGCAUCAUUCCAUAUUUCGGAUUCUCUACCAUUGUGCUGCAAUUUCCGACCCUUACACUGCCGGCGACCUCUUAAGCACGGCUACAAAACGAAACAACCAGACAGUGAUGAAGGAACUCUUGAAAUCUGGAUUGAACAUCGAUUCGAAAGAUCGCCAUGGCUUGACCGCAAUACAAGUUGCCAUGGCAGAAAAUCAUGUGGACAUGGUAAACUUGCUAGUGAUGAAUGGCGCAGAUGUUGUUGAUGCAGACACUUACGAAUUUUCUUCGACAAGAUUGAACGAGAUGCUUCAUAAACGAGAAAUUGGACACCGGAUUACGGUGCAUGAUAACACAACAAAUGAAGUGAUUUUAAAGAAAAUUGAAGAAGAAGGUGAGUGUGGAAAAUCAAAGGGAGUAAAUUAUGAAAGGGUGAGUAUAUAUCGAGGACAUCCUGUGGUGAGGAAAGAGCAUUGUUGCCAUGAAUCUGGAAGGUUAAUUAGGUUGCCAAAUUCACUUGAGGAGCUCAAGAACAUUGCUGGUGAAAAGUUUGGGUUUGACGCAAGUAAUGCAAUGGUGACAAAUGAAGAAGGAUCAGAAAUCGAUUCAAUUGAAGUGAUUAGAGAUAAUGAUAAGCUUUUCAUAGUAGAAGAUACAAACAUCUAAAUGCAAUCUAAUGAAAUUGUUUAUUAUAUAUCCUUAGAAGGAGCAAAAAUUGAUUCGGAUUAGAGAUAACUAUAAACUUUUCAUAGUUGAAGCUCUCUUAUAGUAAAGUGUACAAAAAUUAAACUCAAAUAGCAAAUGGAAAGCUCUCUUAAUAAUC
Molecule: messenger RNA, 2790 nt
Organism: Pistacia vera
Lineage: Eukaryota; Viridiplantae; Streptophyta; Magnoliopsida; Sapindales; Anacardiaceae
Product: potassium channel AKT2/3
Exons: 10
Coding region: 117-2633 (838 amino acids)
Biological process (GO): transmembrane transport; potassium ion transport
Cellular component (GO): membrane
Molecular function (GO): voltage-gated potassium channel activity; protein binding
Source: RefSeq, a predicted model, not a curated record